Meira miltonrushii is the source of this 2544-nucleotide messenger RNA. RefSeq names its product NCA2-domain-containing protein. The transcript has 2 exons. Lineage: Eukaryota; Fungi; Basidiomycota; Exobasidiomycetes; Exobasidiales; Brachybasidiaceae. The record is from RefSeq and is a predicted model, not a curated record. Bases 1 to 2079 code for a protein of 692 amino acids. Gene Ontology annotation, cellular component: mitochondrial outer membrane.
AUGCCAAACGAAUCAUUCUCAUUUGCUUUGGAUGCAGUUCGUAAGCAAUCCUCAAGGUUGGACUCAAUUCAAGAUCAUUUAUCUGGAUCACUGAGAACACCGGCAUCAGAAGGAGAAGAUGACGCAAAGACACAAGAACUCGUUCGUGUUGAAUCUAGUUUUAAUUCUCAGAUUACACAAUCUAAGAGUUUGUUGGAUCAGAAGCAAUUGAAUGAAGCUUUGAAUACUCUCAGCUCGUCACGUCUAUCGAAUGAAUCAAGUAUACUCUUGCUACCACAAAGCAAUGGACAAGUAGACGUUGCUUCUGAUCAAGUUGCUUUAUUUGAAUUGAUUUCUGCUGCAAGGCUUACUUAUUCGGUGUAUGGAUUGGUACUGGAUGACUUGCUCAACCAAGCUGAAACAGUGAACGAUCAAGCUUGGUAUUGGACAGAGGUGGAGGAAGAUCCCAUACAAACAAUUACCUAUCUCGUUCAAACACUUCCAGAGAGAAUAAUCAAUCUAGCAGUCGCGAUUGGGAAAAAACUUGGCGAAACAACACUUGCGCCUCUUUCUUCGGCCAGUCAAGAUCGAUCCUUGUCUCACGAAGAGCGUCACAGACGAGCAGAGCUAUCGUUUAAUACCGAAACAUUACGUCGAUCAUGGAACAUCAUCCGUGAAUCGCCCGUGCUUGCAAUUGGAGCAUUAUUCCCGCUUUCGGUGAAUGAAGACACGAGCAGCGCAAGUAACAGUUUCGAAACAUUCAAUCGGAAAAAGAAGAGCAAAAAGCCACAGCUCGUUUCUGCUGCUCGUAUCCUUACCCCAUUAGGCUUGACCCGUCACGAAGCCAGAAGCAAGAGAGGUAAGUUGAUUAAGCAAAGGGAUGAGAUGGCCAUUAAAGUAGGAACAUUAUCGCAAGCACUAUCCGAAGUUGAUGCGCGGGAUACAAAGAACAUCAGCGCAGUAGAUCUCCAGAAUGAGCUAUGGGAAAGAGUGAAGGAGAUGCAAAAUGCUCUUCAAGUGCAAGACACAUCAGAAGCUUCCACCAGUAGCAGCAAAGAUCUAAGCAGCUCUCUACAUGAGCUUGUAAACUAUCAGAUAUCUCAACAGAGGAAGCAUGUCGAUUUUCUUUUGUCAAGUGCUCCAGUGGGACUUGGUCUGCCUACCCGAUUAGCACGUCUGUGGCCAGCGCUUGUAUUGGGACCAGUUGUUUCACUUGUUGCGAUACGGUUGGUGACCCGCAGCUGGGACACAAUCGUGGCCAAAGCACAAGAUGCGCGGGAAACUGUGAAAGGAUUCGCUGUGAAUUGGGUCUAUGAUCCUUGCAUAAAACUGUUGGACACAAUCAGAACUGGAGAUCAAGAAGGUAUGAUUAUCUCACCCGAAAGCUUGAAUUCUGAUUUGCAAAGUUUGGAGAGAAUGGUAUCCGAUUUCAGUGCGGAAAAGUAUGGUAUCUCUGGACCUGAGUUGGAUGAAGUGGCAGCAAGGGUACGAGAAGGAGAUUUGACAACCGUUUUGCGUAUCUAUGAAACCGAAUUAAAAUCUCCCUUGAAAUCAGCCAUUAGCGGAUCAUUGAUUCGAUCACUUUUGAUUCAAAUUCAAAAAGUCAAAGUGGAUAUCGCAGUGGCUAUGCGCGGUGUUGAUCAAUUAUUGAAAUCUCAACAGCUGUUGUUUGGAGCGAUCGGAAUUGCACCUGCUAUGGGAAUCCUGUAUAUCGUUGGAGGUUUCUUCAAGACGAGAGUUUCGAUCGCUUUGGGCGGUCAAGGUAAACGUAUUGGUCAAAGCGUUCGUUAUCGUGCUUGGGAGGCAAUGCGUAGGAUUGAUCGCUUGUUGGCCGAUACAGAUUUGGCUUCAGGACCUUUGCCGCCGCUCACACAAGGAUUGCUUUUGUUGGAUUUGGCAUUGUUACGUAGACUUGCACCCCAAUUGGUUGCACAAGCAGCAGGUGCAGGAUCCGGCAACCGCGGAACCCGUGCAAAACGUCUACGUGCUGAAUUCUUGAACGAUAUUCGUGAUUUGGAAAGUUGGCAUGCAAGAAGGGCAGCAGUUGAUCGAAUGUGGAAAAGUUGGGGUCACUUUAUGUCUCUAAGCACUUCUUCCUGAACGAUGUACCAUGUGUAAUCAAUACAGCAUUAUAGUGAAAAAUAAAGAAUGUAUACAUGUCAAGAAUGGAUGGGAUUAAUCGCGUCUAAAGAUGGAAAUUUGACGUUUACGUUCAACGUUAUUUUUAAUUUGAUCAGGAACCCCUGUUUGUGAAUUAUCUUCUUCCUCCGCGAUGGAUGUGAAGGAGGCAAAGCUUUGACCGUCUGGUCUGCUGAGCAAAUUUCUGAAAGGCGAUAACAAGGAUUUAUUGCCAUGUUGCGCAGAGAUAUUGGAAGGAAUACCCGGGUUUGCGAAACCGUAGUUUGACUCUGAUUUCUCAGACAUGGGUGAAGAUGGAAUACCAAAAGUGUCACGGCUCACAACCGAUUCAUUUGCCUGGAAACUGCUUUGGAAUGAUUUGGGUGAAUUAUCGGUUACGGAACCGGUUUGAAUCAAUUCGAAGCCAUUUGUACUGUUUUGCGUUGG